GACCGGGAAUGGAUGGGUGUCCCCUGUAGAAAAGGGGGAGGCAAAUGCUUCUGGUCCCGCCCAGGGUGGAAUGGUGGGACGGGCUUUCUGUCUUCCCCUCUGUUUCCUGGCUGUUCUGGACUGGGCCAAAGGUGCGCCUUGUGGGCGGGAUAAGGAGUAAGUAGGGCCACCCCCAGGGUAGAAGCCUCCUCCAGGCUUGGCUAUCGUGCGGAGAUCACCUCCACAAUGGGGGUGCUCAGGAGCCUGUCCGGACCCUCCAAACUGGUCCAUGCCAGCAGCACCUUGGACAGAGCCCUGACUGCGGUGUGGAACUGGGUGGCCAGGCUGUGCCAACAAGGGUGGGUGCCAACCUGGGGAUCGUGGGAAGGAUCAGGUGUGAAAUGCCGGGGGACACGAAAUGCCAGGUCACUCCAGAGGAUGCGGAACCAGGACGUCGGGCCCCAAAUCAACUACCCCAUGCAGAUGAGGCUGGAACUAUAUAUAUUAUCCUAAGAGGAGGAGGAGAAGGAGGUCUGGGGAGCCCUGGAGGAGCUCCCCACCGGCCCUGCCCAUUGGCCUGGGCAGGGCAGACGUCAGGAAUCUAGCGCGCCAAACAGCAGGGUAGCGGGGGCGAGGAGCGGGGCGGAGCCUGACGUCCCCUCCCUCGUCCUGCCGCGCCUGUCCUCCAGGCUUCCGUGAGAAGACCCGCCGCUGCUGCUGCUGCCUCUAAGCGAGCGCGCCUUCCCUGCACGUAGCCGGCCGCUCUGCUUGGACGCUGGGGUCCCCAGCCUCUGUCCACGAGUGGAGGCAGCGGGCUCGCGCAGCGCAGGGAGUGGGCCGGGACCACUGGCUGUUGUGUGCGGCAUUUCCGCGCAAGGCAACGAGCAUGAGCUUCCCGGAUCUGCAGCCCCACUGAAGAGCAGGCCCUGCAGCAGGAGAAGCGCGAGCCGCCCGCGCUGCUCGGGGCCAUGGCGUUUCUGGCCGGGCCGCGCCUGCUGGACUGGGCCAGCUCGCCGCCGCACCUGCAGUUCAAUAAGUUCGUGCUGACCGGCUACCGGCCGGCCAGCAGCGGUUCGGGCUGCCUGCGCAGCCUCUUCUACCUGCACAACGAGCUGGGCAACAUCUACACACACGGGCUGGCCCUGCUGGGCUUCCUGGUGCUGGUGCCAAUGACCAUGCCCUGGAGUCAGCUGGGCAAGGAUGGCUGGCUGGGGGGCACACACUGUGUGGCUUGCCUGGCCCCCCCUGCGGCCUCAGUGCUAUAUCACCUCUUCAUGUGCCACCAAGGGGGCAGCCCCAUGUACGCCCGGCUCCUCGCCCUGGAUAUGUGUGGGGUCUGCCUUGUCAACACCCUCGGGGCUCUGCCCAUCAUACACUGUACCCUGGCCUGCAGGCCCUGGCUGCGCCCAGCUGCCUUGGUGGGUUACACAAUGCUGUCAGCUGUAGCUGGCUGGCGUGCCCUCACAGCCCCCUCUACCAGUGCGCGGCUCCGAGCUUUUGGUUGGCAAGCUGGGGCCCGCCUGCUGGUGUUUGGGGCCCGUGGAGUAGGGCUGGGUUCAGGGGCUCCAGGCUCCCUGCCCUGCUACCUGCGCAUGGAUGCACUGGCACUGCUCGGAGGGCUGGUGAACGUGGCCCGCCUGCCAGAGCGCUGGGGGCCUGGCCACUUUGACUACUGGGGCAACUCCCACCAGAUCAUGCACCUGCUCAGCGUGGGCUCCAUCCUCCAGCUGCACGCCGGUGUUGUGCCUGACCUGCUCUGGGCUGCUCGUCAUGCCUGUUCCCUGGACUGAGCUGCCUUCUGCCUGCCCAUGGCCUCUUGGGGCCAAUAAAGCCACUGUCCUUCCUUCUGCCAAUCUUCGAAGGGAAGGCUCCCUGGAUGCUACCAGUGCAGAGGACUUCCUAACUGAGAUUCCUCAUCUCUUUUUCCCUGUGGACUAACCUCUCCUACCCAGUCCUGGAACUCCCAACUUCCCUUCCCUGCUUUCUUUACUUCUCUACUCUGUCAGCUGGAAGGACAUCCCCCACGCACCUCUCUAUCUUUGUGACCUGUAAGGGCUGGACAGAGGGACUCUGGGGUCAUAUCUCGCUCUGACAGUUGGAGUCCUGCCCACUUAUGCCAUUAUGCCCUCCCUGCCAGUCUAGAACCAUCAUCCUACCCUGCCCCUCCCAUAAGAGGCCAGCCCCUCUGCCCCUGCUUCAUGAUCUCCAUCUGUCCCCCCUGCAUGCCUCCCCAACAGCCAGAAGCUUCCCUUUCCUGUCCAAGAGACAGGAGUAAGGGUAUGGGGCAGCAGGGCAACCCUCUUGUCCUAGGACCAAGUAGGCACUGGCCCUUCUUGAACCAAGUGGCCAAGAGACAGGAGGUCACUAGCUGCUUUUCCCAGGCAACAGGCACAGAUGUAGAGUGAAUGACUCCAGGCCUAUGCCCCACGUAAGUGCCAUGCUUUGAUGAUCCAACCUGCCCACUUGGGGAUAUGCUCACUCAGGAAAUCUCUGCUCCACACAGUGUGUCGCUCCAGUCCUCUGGCCUGAGGCUAGGGUAACGGGGCUCUGCAGCAGGGCUCAGCCUCAGGACAGGAUCCUUCCAGAGGCCCAAGACCCUGGGCAACAUUAACAAAGGGACAGGAGGGGCCGGGGAUUUAGCUCAGUGGUUCCGCUGCCUGCCUUGCAAAUGCAAGGACCCGAGUUGGAUCCCUGGUACCAAAAACAAAACAUUUUUUUUCUAUACCAUGAAAAAAAAAAAUAAAGGGACAGGAAGCACUGUGUUGCUACUCAAGCAA
This is a messenger RNA of Heterocephalus glaber (naked mole-rat), 2756 nucleotides long. RefSeq names its product progestin and adipoQ receptor family member 4 (gene Paqr4). NCBI's taxonomy places the organism in Eukaryota, Metazoa, Chordata, Mammalia, Rodentia, Bathyergidae. Gene Ontology annotation, cellular component: membrane. The record is from RefSeq and is a predicted model, not a curated record. Gene Ontology annotation, molecular function: signaling receptor activity.